AUGUCAACAAGUGCUGUCACGACGUGCAUCAUCACUGCUGCUGUAUGCAGCCUGUUGCUCGUUGCUCAAGGGCAGAUGGACGAUGAAGAAUGGAUUGAUCCCUAUGAUAUUUUGAACUACGACGCAAGCACAAAGACCAUGAGAAAGCCUGCUGAGGUACAGUACAAGCAGCUAUGCAAUGCAUGUUUCCGUGCCUUGACUCGGUGCCAUAAGUUGAAAUUAUUAUCUUAUUGUUGGAAGUAAAAGCCUAACUGUUGUUCAUUAGUUUACUCAUAUUAGGGGAGGGGAGGGGUGGUAAGGUUAGCAGAAAAUAAAAAAGGAAAUAUAGUUUAAAAAAAUAUGUAUGUAUGUACUGUACCAGUCAAAAGUUUGUUUGGACACACCUACUCAUUCCAGGGUUUUUCUUUAUUUUUACUAUUUUCUACAUUGUAGAAUAAUGGUGAGGACAUCAAAACUAUGAAAUAACACAUGGAAUCCUGUAGGAACCCAAAAAGUGUUAAACAAGUCAAUAUAUUUUAUAUUUAAAAAUUAUUCAACGUAGCCACCCUUUGCCUUGGUGACAGCUUUGCACACUCUUGGCAUUCUCUCAACCAGCUUCAUGAGGUAGUCACCUGGAUGCAUUUCAAUUAACAGGUGUGCUUUGUCAAAAAUUAAUUUGUAGAAUUUCUUUCCUUCUCAAUGAAGAACAGCUCAAAUAAGCAAAGAUAAACAACAGGCCAUCAUUACUUUCAGACAUGAAGGUCAGUCAAUACGAAACAUUUCAAGAACUUUGAACAUUUCAGGCGCAAAAACCAUCAAGCGCUAUGAUGAAACUGGCUCUCAUGAGGACCGCCACAGGAAAGGAAGACCCACUUACCUCUGCUGCAGAAGAUACAUUCAUUAGAGUUAACUGCACCUCAGAUUGCAGCCCAAAUAAAUGCUUCACAAAGUUCAAGUAACAGACACAUCUCAACAUCAACUGUUCAGAGGAGACUGCGUGAAUCAGGCCUUCAUGGUCGAAUUGCUGCAAAGAAACCACUACUAAAGGACACCAAUAAGAAGAAGUGACUUGCUUGGGCCAAGAAACACGAGCAAUGGACAUUUAGACCGGUGGAAAUCUGUCCUUUGGUCUAAUGAGUCCAAAUUGGAGAUUUUUGGUUCCAACCGCUGUGUCUUUGUGAGACGCAGAGUAGGUGAACGGAUGAUCUCCGCAUUUGUGGUUCCCACCGUGAAGCAUGGAGGAGGAGGUGUGAUGGUGUUGGGGUGCUUUGCUGAUUUAUUUAGAAUUCAAGGCACACUUAACCAGCAUGACUACCACAGCAUUCUGCAGCGAUACGCCAUCCCAUCUGGUUUGCGCUUAAUGGGACUAUCAUUUGUUUUUCAACAGGACAAUGACCCAACACACACCUCAGUGUAAGGGCUAUUUGACCAAGAAGGAGAGUAAUGGAGUGCUGCAUCAGAUGACCUGGCCUCCACAAUCACCCAACCUCAACCCAAUGGAGAUGAGUUGGACCGCAGAGUGAAGGAAAAGCAGCCAACAAGUGCUCAGCAUGUGGGAACUCCUUCAAGACUGUUGGAAAAGCAUUCCAGGUGAAGCUGGUUGAGAGAAUGCCAAGCGUGUGCAAAGCUGUCAUCAAGGCAAAGGGUGGCUACUUUGAAGAAUCUAAAAUAUAGUUUUAACACUUUUUUUUUUUUUAUUCCUACAUGAUUCCAUGUGUUAUUUCAUAGUUUUGAUGUCUUAACUAUUAUUUUACAAUGUAGAAAAUAGUAAAAAUAAAGAAAAACCCUGGAAUGAGUAGGUGUGUCAACUUUUGACUGGUACUGUUUAUAAAUAUAUUUACAAAGAAAUAUGGGGGUUUGAAAAUGAUGCUGAUAAUUACUUUGAUGGAAGCUACAAUCUAUCUGCAAUAUUUAAGCUGAUCUACCCCCUUUUUUUAUUUUAUUAUUUAGGGUAUCCAAUCAAAAACGCAUAUUUUGACCAAUGGGCUGCAAUAUGUAACUUUUUAGGUGACAUGGACAAAUUCACAUAGAAAUGUGUGUUCUAGACCCUUUUCCAGUACGUGAAACACUGACGUCACGCACAGAUGCGCGCGACUCUUGGCGGCAGUAAGAAAGCCAUCGCCAUCUGCGCCCAUUCAACAUAGCCUAGAUUUAAGUUUUUAUUUCUUCUAAUCAAAAUAAUGUUUUGGUGAUUGUCAUACGCUUACAAUGUUUUUAUUAUCGAUUGAACAGUCGCUAAGAUUAUAUUUGGUUGUGAUCUUUGCAAAAUAACUAUUUUGGAUGCAGCAGUUGUUAGCUAGAAUGCUAACGUUCAUUGAUAUAGGCUGUAGCAACAGCUAGCCAAAGAGCCAUUUUACUGGUUGAAGUGUAAGUAUAAUGCAGUUGAUUUUCGAUGACACAAACAUUAUAUUAAGCAGGACAUUCAUACGAGCCUUAAUCUUAUUAUAAUCCAAAAGUAGUGUGAAAUGCACUAAUAAGCAGCAUGUUAAAAAUAGGCUUUUUUUUUGCUGGCGUUCUAUAAGAACUCCCCCUUGUUAUGCCACCAACGUGCGUGCAUCGCCCUCGUGCGGCAAUGUUUGUAAACACAGGAAGGGGUCUAUAGAUCGGCCAUUCUCAUUGAAAGCAAAUCUAAGAAACGGUAUGUUGUAUGCGCACUUAAGUUUUGUUUUUUGCUCUUUUACUUUCGGAUUUGUACACCAGCUUCAAACAGCUGAAAAUACAAUAUUUUUGGUUAUGGGAAAUAUAUUUCACACUGUUUUUAAUGGUACAAUGAUUAUCUACACUAGACUUGCUUGUUUUGUCACAAACUGAAAUGAAGCGAACUAUUAGAAUUUUACCAACUGGGAAAUGGCAGAGCGAUUUUCUGCGUAGUGCACCCUUUAAAUGCAGAAGACACAUUUCAGUUCAAUGCAUUCAGUUGUGCAACUGACUAGGUUUUCCCUUUCCGAGGUGUGGCCUUGUUUUGUUGUUUUCUUUGUCAUGUUUCCUAUUGCGGCAGCAAGCUAUUUGAACAAAAUCAAAUCAAAUCAAAUUUUAUUGGCCACAUGCGCCGAAUACAACAGGUGCACACAUUACAGUGAAAUGCUUACUUACAGCCCUUAACCAACAGUGCAUUUAUUUUUAAUAAAAAAAGUAGAAUAAAACAAAGUGUUGAGAGAAAAAAAGACCAGAAGUAAAAUAAAAGUUGGGAGGCUAUAUAUACAGGGGGGUACCGGUGCAGAGUAAAUGUGCAGGGGCACCGGCUAGUUGAGGUAGUUGAAGUUGAAAAUACAAACAUGUCGAAUACACAUUAUUCUCGCCAUCUAUUAAAUGCUUAUGACAGAAUGGCGAGAAGGUGAUAUGUCACUUUCCUGAUUUGUAUUUAAUUUUUCUUUACACAGGUUUCACAGCUGCCGUCAUGCAACGCUGUGUUCAAGCAAUUCCUCACCAAGCUUCUGAAGGAGAUUGAAAAAUUUGGCCUGGUAUGUUUUGGCAUUGUCUCAUCUGGUAUGAACACUAACAAUCGAUGCCCUAAUGCUCUUUAUGUAAAAGCCGGGGCUGCGGAUCAGUAUGUAACCAUCCCGCAGGCCCCCCUGGAUCUUUUUCCCCAGAGCUGAUCGAUCCGAUUCACAUUCUGCGCAUGUUAUUUUACACCCACCAAAUGUUUUUACAUAGCUGCUGCUCAACCUCUCCCUCCCUUCACAUUUCUCUCUUUACUCACCCUCUUCUGAACUCUCAACCAAUUUGAUCGCCUUGAUGAUGUAGCCUACGUCUCUGCCUCAUAUUUCUGAAUAACAGAAAUAAAAACCCUGCAGCUAUUUGAAACGAAUAUUCCGAAAAAAUAUAUAUUUGUAAGCUAAUUUGUGAUGUAGGCUACAACCUUCUGUCUGUUAUAGGCUAACUAAGGAUAUUGCAGGAGCACAAGCAGGGCACAGUCUACAUUUACGUCAUUUAGCAGACGCUCUUAUCCAGAGCGACUUACAGUUAGUGCAUACAAUAUUUGCAAACGCCAUGCUCUACCAACUGAGCUACAUCCCUGCCGGCCAUUCCCUCCCCCCUCCCUGGACGACGCUGGGCCAAUUGUGCGCCGCCCCAUGGGUCUCCCGGUCGCGGCCAGCUACGACAGAGCCUGGAUUCGAACCAGGAUCUCUAGUGGCACAGCUAGCACUGCAAUGCAGUGCUUUAGACCACUGCGCCACUCGGGAGGACACAUUGCAUUGGGGCAAAACAAUCAGCGUUUUAACCAAGUGUACAUUUGUGAUGAUGUUUGCAAUAGCCUCCUUUUACACCAGACAAAGAUGUCCGAACAUCGCCGUGUGGAGGAAGAAGAAUGGAAUUAGUCUUCAGCCUUUAAUAUCAAGCAAGCCUUUUGAAUUCGAGAACAAAAUCCUUAGUAUUGCAAACAAAAUUAAUGAUAUUGAAAGCAAUAAAAUCACAAGUACUGAGAGCAAAAUAAAUAAUAUUGCAAGGAAAUCAUUUUGAAAGGCAAGAACAAAUGAAUUGUAAAUGAAUGCUAAAAUAUAUAUAUUCAGUGAAACGGGUCCCUCUUUGCCUGCAAUUUUUUCUAUCUUUGGGUAUGUUACCCUGCAUUUUGUUUUCACUGCCUAGUUUUUGCAGUUGCUAAGUUUUGGCACAUUCAUUCCAUGUAGGUGGGGUUAAGAGGGAGCCUAAGAUGAUGCGUCUAUUGGUCAACCGGUUUUGGAGUGACAGGUCAGCCUCACCCAAUGAUCCAGUUUGUUUACAUCCUAGCUACAUGUAGGUAUGUUAGAUAGGCUACCGUGCACCCGGAUAACUUGCUAGCAACUAGUUUUUUUACUGUAUAAAGUAGCUUGAAUUGCUAAUUCCAGAAGUUAGAGGUGUCGAAUGUAUCGCCUGAACUAAUAUCUUCAGCACCUAACUACAGUUUCUAAACCCAGAGGCCAACAUCGCAAUACUUAUAUUAUUAUUAUUAAUAUUUAUGGGAACGCUUGCGAAGCAGUCCGGGGUUUGAGAAGUCUAUGGGCUUGAUAUUGCAGCCGACAGUGCAGGCAACUGCCGACUGACUGAUCUACAAGUCACCUUGCAUCAUAAAUAACAACUCAUUAUUAUUUGUAGAUCAGUCAGUCACAAUUUUCCCACAAUACAUCACUGUUUUUUUCAUGCUCUCGAACACAGCCAAUGAGAGUGGAAAAGGACAAAUUGUGAAAAGAAAGUGGAAAAUCUUAAGGCACAACCUGGAUUAGAGCCAAUGUCUUAAGUAGUUGAACAUGUUAAUACUCCAACCUUAUGAAAGUGACACUGACGUGUUCCUGCGCAUGAGCUUAGCUAGCCAAUGUCGCCAUGGUAUUGCCUAGAAGUGUGAUCGUGGAUUUCUAUUGGAGAAGCGGUUUCUGCCCAUCUUCAUACUGUACUGCUAACUAACAGGCUAAGAAGCUAGCUAGCAAGUUGAUUCACACAAAUUACUGUGGUCAUUUCUAGAUAGCUGCAGUGCAACAUAACCAAAGCCAAAACCAACCUUUUGUAAACAUCAAUUUACAGUGCAUUCGGGAAAGUAUUCAGACCCCUUUACUUUUUCCACACUUUGUUACGUUGCAGCCUUAUUCUAAAAUGGAUUAAAUAACAUUUUCCCCUCAUCCAUCUACACACAAUACCCCAUAAUGACAAAGCAAAAACAGGUUUUUAGAAAAACGGAAAUUUCACAUUUACAUAAGUAUUCAGACCCUUUACUCAGUACUUUGUUGAAGCACCUUUGGCAGUGAUUACAGCCUUGAGUCUUCUUGGGUAUGACGCUACAAGCUUGGCACACCUGUAUUUUGGGAGUUUCUCCCAUUCUUCUCUGCAGAUCCUCUCAAUCUCUGUCAAGUUGGAUGGGGAGCGUAGCUGCACAGCUAUUUUCAGGUCUCUCCAGAGAUGUUCGAUCGGGUUCAAGUCCGGGUUCUGACUGGGCCACUCAAAGACAUUCAGACACUUGUCCCGAAGCCACUCCUGCGUUGUCUUGGCUGUGUGCUUAGGGUCGUUGUCCUGUUGGAAGGUGAACCUUCGCCCCAGUCUGAGGUCCUGAGCGCUCUGGAGCAGGUUUUCAUCAAGGAUCUCUUUGUACUUUGCUACGUUCAUUUUUCCUCGAUCCUGACUAGUUUCUCAGUCCCUGCCGCUAAAAACAUCCCCACAGCAUGAUGCUGCUAUCACGAUGCUUCACCGUAGGGAUGGUGCCAGGUUUCCUCCAGAUGUGACUGUUUGCAUUCAGCCCAAAGAGUUCAAUGUUGGUUUCAUCAGACCAAAGAAUCUUGUGGUCAGAGUCCUUUAGGUGCCUUUUGGCAAACCCCAAGCAGGCUGUCAUGUGCCUUUUACUGAGUGUCUUCCGUCUGGCCACUCUACAGAGAUGUUUGUCCUUCUGGAAGGUUCUCCCAUCUCCACAGAGGAACUAUGGAGCUCUGUCAGAGUGACCAUCGGGUUCUUGGUCACCUCCCUGACCAAGGCCCUUCUCCCCCGAUUGCUCAGUUUGGCCGGGCGGCCAGCUCUAGGAAGAGUCUUGGUGGUUCCAAGCUUCUUCCAUUUAAGAAUGAUGGAGGCCACUGUGUUCUUGGGGACCUUCAAUGCUGCAAAAAUGUUUGCUACCCUUCCCCAGAUCUGUGCCUCAACACAAUCCUGUCUCAGAGCUCUACGGACAAUUAUUUCGACCUAAUGGCUUGGUUUUUGCUCUGACGUGCACUGUCAACUGUGGGACCUUUAUAUAGACAGGUGUGUGCCUUUCCAAAUCAUGUCCAAUCAGUUUAAUUUACCACAGGUGGACACCAAUCAAGUUGUAGAAACAUUUAAGGAUGAUCAAUGGAAACGGGAUGCACCUGAGCUCAAUUUCGAGUCUUAUAGCAAAGGGUCUGAAUACUUACAGUACCAGUCAUAAGUUUGGACACCUACUCAUUCCAGGAUUUUCCUUUAUUUUUACUGUUUUCUACAUUAUAGAAUAAUAGUGAAGACAUCAAAACUAUGAAAUAACACAUAUGGAAUCAUGUAGUAACCAAAAUAUAUUUUAGAUUCUUCAAAGUAGCCACCCUUUGCCUUGAUGACAGCUUUGCACACUCUUGGCAUUCUCUCACCCAGCUUCAUGAGGUAGUCACCUGGAAUAACAAUAAUAUUUAGAAGUGGUGUAAAGCUCACCGACAUUGGACUCUGGAGCAGUGGAAACGCGUUCUCUGGAGUGAUGAAUCACGCUUCACCAUCUGGCAGUCUGAUGGACGAAUCUGGGUUUGGUGUAUGCCAGGAGAACGCUACCUGCUCCAAUGAAUAGCGUCAACUAUUCAAACAUAACAUUUGGUGGAGGAGGAAUAAUGGUCUGGGGCAAUUUUUUCCCAUGGUUCGGGCUAGGCCCCUUUAGUUCCAGUGAAGGGAAAUCUUAACUCUACAGCAUACAAUGACAUUCUAGACGAUUCUGUGCUUCCAACUUUGUGGCAACAGUUUUGGGAAGGCCCUUUCCUGUUUCAGCAUGACAAAGCCCCCGUGCACAAAGCGAGGUCCAUACAGAAAUGGUUUGUCGAGGUCGGUGUGGAAGAACUUGACUGGCCUCCACAGAGCCCUGACCUCAACCCCAUCGAACACCUUUAGGAUGAAUUGGAAUGCCGACCUCACUAAUGCUCUUGUUGCUGAAUGGAGGCAAGUCUCUGCAGCAGUGUUCCAACAUCUAGUGGAAAGCCUUCCCAGAAGAGUGGAGGCUGUAAUAGCAGCAAAGGGGGGGACCAACUCUAUAUUAAUGCCCAUGAUUUUGGAAUGAGAUGUUCGAUAAGCAUGUGUCCACAUACUUUUGGUGAUGUAGUGUAUAUAUUGCCAGUAACAAUAACUCCAUGUUGUGUAUUUGUCAAAUUUGAAGAGACAGAGUAGAUGGACAUAACCUUGCCGUAACAUUCUUUGAGUUAGCCCUUGGUGAGACAGUCGACAAAGCUGUUUCUUGACUCAAUACUGUUAAAGCUGCAAGACAUGGGCAUUAUUGCAUAUACACAAGUUUUUCCUUGCUUGUGUCGACUGGAAAAUGCAGAGGCAUAAAGCAGAUACGUUUUUAAUUAGUUAAUGGAUUUGUCAUGACGUAGCAAUCAGUCUGCACAAUUAACCAUCACAAAUUAUUUUAUUAAGGAUAUACCCCUUACUGUACACCUGGAGACCUGUGAUAGAGACACUGUCCUACAGGUAACAGUUAUUAUUGUCCUCGUUCGUGUUCAAGAAACCGGUUACAAUUUCCACAAAGUGUUUGACUCGUUUUCCUUGAUAAUGGUUUCCAACAUAAGAUUGGCAGAACUAUUUGCAGAAUACCUUAUUGAACAUAUGGCUGGUAACAAAUUGUCACUGUAAACUUGACUGAACACAGUUCAGCAACAAUGGAUAAGUCUGCCUUCCUCUUUCUCAUCAGUACAGUUAGAAAUAUUUGUAGUAGUAUUGGGGACAAAGUGAUAUUCCUUCUCGGCUUCUCUCAGCUAUGGAGACAGGUCAUCAGCCCUGAACCGCCUGUGAAAAAGGAGCACAAAAUUAAUUAUCAAAAAGGUUAAAAUGGGUGGAAACCUAACACAGAUUAUCAAUGUACAACUAAUGAUCAGUGCACUAGUCACAAUUCAAUGACAGUUUUUUUUAUUGUUCAUGAUAUCUGUAUACUCCGGUUUAGUGCAUGUUGUCACACCCAACCAUUAAUUCACUCAAUUUAUCCAAGUAUGGUCUUAUUGUAGUUUUAAUAGGUGUUCUAGCACAGGUAGGGAUGACAAUUUACACACUGCUGCCCUUCUGGGCCAAGAAUGAGGAACACUGAACUAGUGCACACUUUGGGAGGAAGAGUGACGAAUCAGGACAUGCAAACAGAAACUUGACUUGCAACAAACAAAUGUAAUUUACAAGAACUCUGUGGUGGAGGAUGGGACUACAAUAAUAAUAUAAUUACAUUUGAACUCUACCAUGAACAUUACCAUACCGUAGAGUAGCACUUAAACAUUAAGUUUUAACUUCUAUUAGCCCAUAGAAACGCAUUGAAUAACAGAUUCAUACAUGUCAAAAAAUACAUCAAAAAGAAGUAUGUUUUGAAGUGUCGGUCCUAUAUCUGAGAGAUGUGGAAUUACCCCUAUACCAAAACGGAGAACACCAUCCUGUUCGUGAGAGUCUCAUCUUUCCAUAGAGGGGUCAUAUUAAUGUGCAGCCCAAACCGUUCGGACGCAGAUGUUUUUGUGAGAAGACUGAUUUUCGGGACGUCUCCUGGUCUGACAAAUACUGCUUUAGCUUUGCCACCUUCCACUGCAGAUGCGGAAGGCCGUCAUGAGCGGAUGCCGUUGUUUGAGACACAGCCCAUGCAAAAAAACAUCUCUAGGUUAUUAAACAGACAGAUUUUGAUGGGGAUUUUGUAUUAUGCUAAUUAGAUUUCCAUGCGGACAUCGACUCUAGGGGGUUAAAAAAUAAAUGAUUUGUGCUGUCUGGAAGAAAAAAAAAACAUGAGAGGUUGAAAUCCAAAAUGGCCAAUAACCUGCCCAGCUAGGCCUAUCAUAAAAGCGUCAAGACAAGUUAAAGUUAUCACCAGUAGCCUAUUUCCCAAAUAUUUUAAUAGCCUAAGAAGUUGUCCAAAAUGUGCCGCAUUCAAAAAGAACAAGAAUGAAAGUUAGUCUAUAGCCUAGGCUUAGGCUAUUCUCAAUCACAGCUUUAUGAGAGAUGGAACAAACAAUAUGCCCGUUAAGAAAGGAAGAUGAGGCAAUGCUGACGCUCUACCAGAAAGAUUAGAAAAGAUUUGCCUCCACUUAGCCUCUGCCCAGGCUUUCAACAUUAUCUUUUGUCAUGAUUCGUCCAGUUGUAGUAUGUGGUUGUAGCGGAGGUAUUUAUAAUAGGGGGCGAUACCAUCGUAUAUCACAAAGUUUUGAGUACAUAAUCACGAUAGGAUAAAGGUUGACAUCGCCCAACCCUAGUUACCACCUUGUGAUGUAAUAUGCUAUCUGUAGAUGCCAAAUGCCUAUACUUUGUACUAUUUAUUUUCUAUUUCUUUCCAACCACUAGCCCAGUGAUUUCCAGAAUGAUCUCUACUACGACGCCAAAGUAAGACUGUCUCGGCAAGCGUUGGCAGAGAUCUGGACGCUUCUGGAGGGAAUGGACAGCUGUAGAAUGGGGGCUCUGGACGAUGCCCUCAGCCAGAUCCUGGUGGAUCUCAAACCACAAGAAUUCGAGGCCUCGAGAUGGCACUUUGAGGACACCUUUGGUGUGGAGAUCGACACAGUCAUGAAGGUGAUAAUUUGUAGCAGAGGGGACUGUGAUGCUCAAAAUGAAGUGGAUUUACAACCGUACACACCACAUGUGGUUUGCCUAAAGGAAUUGAUGAUUGAUAGUUUGUAAAGUAGGAUACACGGGAUUAAAAUAACUUUUCUUUUUCUGCGAGGGAACUUAUUUUCUGGACUUAGAAGUUCAUACUGUAACGCAUAAGAUAGGACUAGCCUACACACAAUCUACAGGACAUAUAAAAACAAAACUGCUCUCAAUGGUGCUGGCUGGCAUGUGUCUGAUCUUUGCUUGAGGAGGCGAGUCCGAUCUGCUCCACUGACUGACUGAGAUGCGUAUGAAGCUAACUUGCACAUUUCUGUGUUCAUCGAUAUGACUAAACCACUCUGAUUCAGAGCACAGUCAUUUACUGUACACUCAAGACAAACAGAACUGACACCACUCGUUGGCAUUAUAACGCCAGGAAUAGUUCUCAUUGUCAUUGCAAUUAUUUAAGGAGCGACUGCCCCUAAAAAGCAACUUCUCAUUUUGAAAAUGGCCUAUGUGGCAUCAAUAUGAGCCAGAAACAUAUAUUCUAGUGUCAUCAUUGACUACAAAGUGUAAAUAGGAUACAUUUAGUCAUAAAGUCAUUCUCGUCCAAAACAGAUUUGCAAUUAUAGGAAAGAAUGGAAUAUCACGGAAUGAAGGGUACCGUAACAGUUUUCCGUGGGUUGGGUUUAUUAUAAUCCUGCCCACAGCUGACAGUACCCAAGUAAUUUGGAGCGCAGCUGCAUGCGACCUGAUCGAAUGUCAAUUUGGUUUGACAUCCAAUAUCCCUAUGUGGCUAGUUGGGGACCAUCAGUAAAUUACACAAUGUACCUGGGACAAUAUUUUAAAAGGUCAAUAGCUCUACAUUUUUACGACUUAACCUCAAACCAUCUAUAAAUUGUAGAAAUUCGUAUACAAAUAUUGGAAGCAUUUAAUGAGACAACUAAAAGAUGUGCAACAAAUAUUGUCCCAGAGAUGGGCUAUCCAAAGUCAAAGCAAAUUUGCCACGGUUGCACACCAGCCAGCUGAAGCUAAUUGACAAAAGAAUUUGGCUAACUCUUCCCACCUGCGAACACACGAGAGAUAGAUAUAUACAUACACAUACAGUGGGGAGAACAAGUAUUUGAUACACUGCCGAUUUUGCAGGUUUUCCUACUUACAAAGCAUGUAGAGGUCUGUAAUUUUUAUCAUAGGUACACUUCAACUGUGAGAGACGGAAUCUAAAACAAAAAUACAGAAAAUCACAUUGUAUGAUUUUUAAGUAAUUAAUUUGCAUUUUAUUGCAUGACAUAAGUAUUUGAUACAUCAGAAAAGCAGAACUUAAUAUUUGGCACAGAAACCUUUGUUUGCAAUUACAGAGAUCAUACGUUUCCUGUAGGUCUUGACCAGGUUUGCACACACUGCAGCAGGGAUUUUGGCCCACUCCUCCAUACAGACCUUCUCCAGAUCCUUCAGGUUUCGGGGCUGUCGCUGGGCAAUAUGGACUUUCAGCUCCCUCCAAAGAUUUUCUAUUGGGUUCAGGUCUGGAGACUGGCUAGGCCACUCCAGGACCUUGAGAUGCUUCUUACGGAGCCACUCCUUAGUUGCCCUGGCUGUGUGUUUCGGGUCGUUGUCAUGCUGGAAGACCCAGCCACGACCCAUCUUCAAUGCUCUUACUGAGGGAAGGAGGUUGUUGGCCAAGAUCUCGCGAUACAUGGCCCCAUCCAUCCUCCCCUCAAUACGGUGCAGUCGUCCUGUCCCCUUUGCAGAAAAGCAUCCCCAAAGAAUGAUGUUUCCACCUCCAUGCUUCACGGUUGGGAUGGUGUUCUUGGGGUUGUACUCAUCCUUCUUCUUCAUCCAAACACGGCGAGUGGAGUUUAGACCAAAAAGCUAUAUUUUUGUCUCAUCAGACCACAUGACCUCCCAUUCCUACUCUGGAUCAUCCAGAUGGUCAUUGGCAAACUUCAGACGGGCCUGGACAUGCGCUGGCUUGAGCAAGGGGACCUUGCGUGCGCUGCAGGAUUUUAAUCCAUGACGGCGUAGUGUGUUACUAAUGGUUUUCUUUGAGACUGUGGUCCCAGCUCUCUUCAGGUCAUUGACCAGGUCUUGCCGUGUAGUUCUGGGCUGAUCCCUCACCUUCCUCAUGAUCAUUGAUGCCCCACGAGGUGAGAUCUUGCAUGGAGCCCCAGACCGAGGGUGAUUGACCGUGAUCUUGAACUUCUUCCAUUUUCUAAUAAUUGCCAGUUGUUGCCUUCUCACCAAGCUGCUUGCCUAUUGUCCUGUAGCCCAUCCCAGCCUUGUGCAGGUCUACAAUUUUAUCCCUGAUGUCCUUACACAGCUGUCUGGUCUUGGCCAUUGUGGAGAGGUUGGAGUCUGUUUGAUUGAGUGUGUGGACAGGUGUCUUUUAUACAGGUAACGAGUUCAAACAGGUGCAGUUAAUACAGGUAAUGAGUGGAGAACAGGAGGGCUUCUUAAAGAAAAACUAACAGGUCUGUGAGAGCCGGAAUUCUUACUGGUUUAUUGCAUGACUUAUGUCAUGCAAUAAAAUGCAAAUUAAUUACUUAAAAAUCCUACAAUGUGAUUUUCUGGAUUUUUGUUUUAGAUUCCGUCUCUCACAGUUGAAGUGUACCUAUGAUAAAAAUUACAGACCUCUACAUGCUUUGUAAGUAGGAAAACCAGCAAAAUUGGCAGUGUUUUUUUUCACCUUUAUUUAACCAGGUAAACCAGUUGAGAACAAGUUCUCAUUUACAACUGCGACCUGGCCAAGAUAAAGCAAAGCAGUGCGAUAAAAACAACAACACAGAGUUACAUAUGGGGUAAAACAAAACAAAGUAAAAAAUACAACAGAAAUAAAUAUAUAUACAGUGUGUGCAAAUGUAGCAAGUUAUGGAGGUAAGGCAAUAAAUAGGCUAUAGUGCAAAAUAAUUACAAUUAGUAUUAACACUGGAAUGAUAGAUGUGCAAGAGAUGAUGUGCAAAUAGAGAUACUGGGGUACAAAUGAGCAAAAUAAAUAACAAUAUAGGGAUGAGGUAGUUGGGCGGGCUAAUUUCAGAUGGGCUGUGUACAGGUGCAGUGAUCGGUAAGGUGCUCUGACAACUGAUGCUUAAAGUUAGUGAGGGAGAUAAGUGUCUCCAGCUUCAGAGAUUUUUGCAAUUUGUUCCAGUCAUUGGCAGCAGAGAACUGGAAGGAAUGGCGGCCAAAGGAGGUGUUGGCUUUGGGGAUGACCAGUGAGAUAUACCUGCUGGAGCGCAUACUACGGGUGGGUGUUGCUAUGGUGACCAAUGAGCUAAGAUAAGGCGGGGAUUUGCCUAGCAGUGAUUUAUAGAUGGCCUGGAGCCAGUGGGUUUGGCGACGAAUAUGUAGUGAGGACCAGCCAACAAGAGCGUACAGGUCACAGUGGUGGGUAGUAUAUGGGGCUUUGGAGACAAAACGGAUGGCACUGUGAUAGACUACAUCCAAUUUGCUGAGUAGAGUGUUGGAGGCUAUUUUGUAAAUGACAUCGCCGAAGUCAAGGAUCGGUAGGAUAGUCAGUUUUACGAGGGCAUGUUUGGCAGCAUGAGUGAAGGAGGCUUUGUUGCGAAAUAGGAAACCGAUUCUAGAUUUAACUUUGGAUUGGAGAUUCUUAAUGUGAGUCUGGAAGGAGAGUUUACAGUCUAACCAGACACCUAGAUAUUUGUAGUUGUCCACAUACUCUAGGUCAGACCCGUCGAGAGUAGUGAUUCUAGUCGGGUGGGCGGGUGCAAGCAGCGUUCGGUUGAAGAGCAUGCAUUUAGUUUUACUAGUGUUUAAGAGCAGUUGGAGGCUACUGAAGGAGUGUUGUAUGGCAUUGAAGCUCGUUUGGAGGUUUGUUAACACAGUGUCCAAUGAAGGGCCAGAUGUAUACAAAAUGGUGUCGUCUGCGUAGAGGUGGAUCUGAGAGUCACCAGCAGCAAGAGCGACGUCAUUGAUAUACACAGAGAAAAGAGUCUGCCCAAGAAUUGAACCCUGUGGCACCCCCAUAGAGACUGCCAUAGGUCCAGACAACAGGCCCUCCGAUUUGACACAUUGAACUCUAUCUGAGAAGUAGUUGGUGAACCAGGCGAGGCAGUCAUUUGAGAAUCCAAGGCUAUUUAGUCUGCCAAUAAGAAUGCGGUGGUUGACAGAGUCGAAAGCCUUGGCCAGGUCAAUGAAAACGGCUGCACAGUACUGUCUAUUAUCGAUCGCGGUUAUAAUAUCGUUUAGGACCUUGAGCGUGGCUGAAGUGCACCCAUGACCAGCUCGGAAACCGGAUUGCAUAGCGGAGAAGGUACGGUGGGAUUCGAAAUGGUCGGUGAUCUGUUUUGUUAACUUGGCUUUCAAAAACGUUUGAAAGGCAGGGCAGGAUGGAUAUGGGUCUGUAACAGUUUGGAUCUAGAGUGUCACCCCCUUUGAAGAGGGGGAUGACCGCGGCAGCUUUCCAAUCUCUGGGGAUCUCAGACGUUACGAAAGAGAGGUUGAACAGGCUAGUAAUAGGGGUUGCGACAAUUUCGGCGGCUAGUUUUAGAAAGACUUUAGUGGACUCCUUCCUGCCUUUACCCCAGAUUGGUACAGAGGUGCCAUGACUCUCCAGCACGAUCUCUGUAAGAUGUACUACGAAGUCCUCAUGGUCAACCCAAUCCUUCUCGUACCCCCAACUAAGGUAACCUGUAGUUGACAACCGGGGUUGGGAACAAUUCUAUUUCAAUUCAGUCCAUACAGGAAGUAAGUGCAAAGCCUUUGGUCUAGCGGUAAUGCUCUAGGCACAUAAACUGUCCCUACCGGAGACUAGGGUUCAAACCCCAACUCCAACCCUUAAAUGCAUCCCAUCUCUCUGUAUCCGUCUCUAGUUCUACCUGUCCAAAUAAAGGAAACAAUGAGAGUGAAUCCUUCCUGCAUUGACUGCACUGAAAUGGAUUGACCCUAACCCUGUUGACGACCAAUAACCUGUGUAACAUUUAGCCUAUUUCCAAUGGGACGCAGUGUGAUAGUGUAUUAUUAUAUCUCUGUCUCUGAAGGAAAUCACUAUGACCAUCACCAACUUCUUCACGGAAACUCAGAAGCACUUUGGCCAGAGGAUCAGUGAGUUCCUCGUUGCCCUCAAGGACCUACCGGUCACCCUGCAGAUCCCUGUGCUCUUCAUCAUCGUGCUUUCCAUCCUGGUACACACACACACACUUGAAACACUGUCACAAGGGCUUGGGUAAAUUCCAUUUCAAUUCAAACAAUUCAGAAAGAGAAUUGGUGUUGAAAAAUCCUUAAGAAACUAAAUGGCCCUUUUCAAUUCUUGAUUGAGAAUUUCUAUUUACUUCUGUAUUGAAAUGGAAUGGAAUUUAACCCAUCCCUGACUAUCACACAGCAGUCAUACUAACUGUUUCCAGUUUUAGCCAGUUUCCUGAAUGUCACUGAAGCAGUAUAUUCCUCCAUCUUCCUCAGGUGUUUAUGUACUGUAGCUGCCAGGCAGCCAUCCGGCCCGGCAUUACGAGACUGCUGCGCAUCGGCAGGCCCAGGGACCCCCCUCCUCCAGCCGUGGACAAGCCCGAGCCCAAGGCCCAUCUGAGAGGGACAAACCACGACCCACAGGCAGGGGGGGACGCCCCUCAAUGCUCCCCUCCCAGAUACGUGGAGACCCUGAGGAACGACGACCGGCUGUUUAGCAACGUCCAGGAAGAGAUUCAGCAAGAACCAGUUGUAGCUGGGGCCACAACUGAAGGAAAUGACUCACAAGAAGCUAAACCCUCUCCAGCUAAAGCCAAACCCAAUGAGAGGGACGUGACGUCUGAAUCUAAGGUGGCUACUGACUGGGAGGCUGAGCAGCUGGCCAAGAGGCAGCCCUCAACAACUACACAAGGGAAUAAUGUAAGUGGUUUGUGUUGAUCUCGACUGAGUUAUGGAUGCAAAGGUGUUCCCUUAUGAACCUGGGGGCUUAUCAAAAGCAGCUUGUCAUUCUAGGUUUUUAGCCUCUACACUGGAAUUGUAUACCGGAGGUCACUCCAGCAAGUGGUCUCGGCCGCAAGCUGCACAACAAAUCCUUGAAAGUAGAACCAAACAUAAUUUGACACUUCAGAGCUGCAAGCCACAGAGGGGACCUGCCUCUAGCAGUGGAGGAAAAUGUCGCUUAGGGUGGGGUUCCGGGGUCCCCCCCUGAGAAAUUGUAUGUAGAAGGACUAAGUUAAGCUGGUGACUUCUAAAAAGGACAUUCUACUCCAAAAUGAAUUAAAAUCUAAAAUAGAAUUUCCACCUACAGAAAUGAGCCCAAUAACAUAUUGGUAAAAUUAUUUUAACAUAUUGGACCAUGCAUAUAGCCUAUGCAUGGUCCAUAUUAUCAGGUAUGCUAUUAGCAAUACGCAUUAUCACCUGUAGCCCAACUGAUGCAGCAUAAUGGCUAUAAAUACAUAGGCUAAUGCAUGGGGUUUCCUAUCUGCUUUUACCAUGGGCUUAAUCCUUAGCUAGAUCCCAAAUGUGAUAUUUUAACUAGUUAGCAUGUAUUGAUACAUUUUAUGUCCCCAGAAAAUUGCAUAAACACAGUGAAUAUAAUGUAGGCCUACCUGUUAGGAUAACUUGGGGUAAAACGCCACAUGGGGUAACACACCCCCUCCUGUACUUCUCACAGAAACCCCUUCAUGACACCAUGCUCCUCGGAGCCAGAUGCUGAUGAUGGGUAACCCUUUGCUGGGCAGCUGGCAUUGAAACCCCCCAUGCUAGGCGAAAGGAGUUCCAAUGACGGGCGUUUAAAGUUAUUAUAGCUGGUGGUGGAUGGUUGUCAAACAAUCAUUAACCAGCCUUCCUGAUUUGAACUUUCGUAAACUACAUUAUGGAUAUUGGGAAAUGAUCUAUGUUUAUGGGUAUACAGUCAGUAAGUCCUCUGUCCUUGUGUUUAAAUGCCAACCACAGCACCUUACAUGCGUUAAUGGGAUGAUUCAGAUUCUACAUCAAUUGGUAAAUUGCAGAUCCAGUGUUUUUUUUUUUUUUACCCCAAUUUCCCUUUGCCAUCUCUUUCAUAUGUUUUUAACACCACUGUGCUUUAUUGUGCUUUUGUUUGCCUGCCUGGUCAAUGUGCAUGUACCCUCAACACAUGAUGAUUGUGUAUGUUGUGCGCAGUGAUCCUGUCGGUAGUGGCAAUGUUUUGUGGCAACUCACCAUUCUCUUCUGAAAUAAUGUGAAUGAUGUUCUGUAUGGUAUUACCAUAGACAUAUCCACAUGUAUAGGCAGGCGUACAUCAUUGGGUAUUACUAAUAUACACUGAGUGUACAAAAUAUUAUGAACACCUUCUCUUUCCAUGACAACUGACCAGGUGAAAGCUAUGAUCCUUUAUUGAUGUCACUUGUUAAAUACUCUUCAAUCAGUGUAAAUGAAGGGGAGAAGACAGGUUAAAGAAGGAUUUUAAGCCUUGAGACAAUUGAUACAUGGAUUGUGUAUGUGUGCCAUUCAUAGGGUGAAUGGGUAAGACAAAAUAUUUAAGUGCAUUUGAACAGGGUAUGGUAGUAGGUGCCAGGCGCACUGUUUUUUGUCAAGAACUGCAAAGCUGCUGGGGGUGUUUGCACAACUCAAUAUUAGGAAGGUGUUCUUAAUGUUUUGAACACAUUGUUGGGAUUAUUUGUUUCUAAAUAUUGCUCUUUGCUUACUGUGCUUUGCAGACAUUGGAGAAGUCAUCAGAAGAGAAGAUGGUGCAUGGUGAAACUGAUAGGGUGCCUGUACAAGAGACUGAACCAACGUCACUAGCACUAUAGACAAUGUUCUUGUCAUUGACAGCAGUGCGCAAUCUCCAAUCCGUGAGUUGGAUGCCUUAAGCCAUAUAUGAAGAUGCAUUGUAUUUUUUUUAUCAAGAUAAUAAAGAAUACUUUUUAUUUCUUUUUUGAAAAUGUCAUGUUUUUCAGUUUACAAUGUAGCAGUAGUGAUUUUUGUCUCUAAAAAAAGCACAGUUUGUUGACAUGUCUUACUUUAAAUGUGUAUGUUUUUGUUAGGGGUAGACCAGCUUUAAUAUUGCAGAUUGUAGCUUCCAUCAAUGUAAUUGUCUGC
Molecule: messenger RNA, 18180 nt
Organism: Coregonus sp. 'balchen'
Lineage: Eukaryota; Metazoa; Chordata; Actinopteri; Salmoniformes; Salmonidae
Source: the annotation of a GenBank genome assembly